AUGCCCGGGGCCGCCGAGCUGGAGGAGCGCUUCGGCCGCGUCCUGAAUUCCAUGAACCUGCCCCCAGACAAGAUGAAGCUGCUCAACCAGUACGACAACGAGAAGAAGUGGGAGCUGAUCUGUGACCAGGAGCGUUUCCAGGUGAAGAACCCUCCGUCCGCCUACAUCCAGAAGCUGAAGAGCUACUUGGACACGGGUGGUGUCAGCAGGAAGUUCAAGAGGCGGGUGCAGGAAUCGACACAGGUGCUCCGGGAGCUGGAGAUUUCCCUGAGGACCAACUACAUCGGCUGGGUCCAGGAGUUCCUCAACGAGGAGAACAAGGGGCUGGACGUGCUGCUGGAGUACCUCGCCUUCGCCCAGUGCUCCGUCGCGUACGACAUGGAGAGCGCAGAGAGCAGCAGCCCCGGCUCCGACAAGGGCAAGGAGCGCUCGCUGGAGGACCUGAACAAAAACACCUCCUCGUCCCCCACCCAGGGCGCCUCCAAAACGCGGCCCCUCACUGUAAGACGCGCCUCCAGCUGCUGCCUCUCGAACCAGCACCUCCACACCCUCCUCCGCCACGUCCACCCCAGCGUCCCCUGCGGUGCCCCGGGCAGCGAUGGGGACAGUGCCCCCAGGUCACCCGGCAGCUCCUGCCCGCCCCGGCUGAACCCCUCGCACAGCAGGAAGACGCUGCGCAACUCGCGGCUCGUCAGCCAGAAGGACGAUGUCCAUGUGUGCAUCAUGUGCCUCCGCGCCAUCAUGAACUACCAGUCUGGCUUCAGCCUGGUGAUGAACCACCCAGCCUGCGUCAACGAGAUCACCCUGAGCCUCAACAACAAGAACGCCAGGACCAAGGCUCUGGUGCUGGAGCUGCUGGCCGCCGUCUGCCUGGUCCGAGGUGGCCACGACAUCAUCCUGGCUGCCUUUGACAACUUCAAGGAGGUCUGCGGGGAGAAGAACCGCUUCGAGAAGCUGAUGGAGUAUUUCCGAAACGAGGACAGCAACAUCGACUUCAUGGUGGCCUGCAUGCAGUUCAUCAACAUCGUGGUGCACUCGGUGGAGAACAUGAACUUCCGCGUGUUCCUGCAGUACGAGUUCACCCACCUGGGGCUGGACCAGUACCUGGAGAGUCUGCGCCUCACCGAGAGCGACAAGCUGCAGGUGCAGAUCCAAGCCUACCUGGACAACGUCUUCGACGUGGGGGCCAUGCUGGAGGACUCGGAGACCAAGACGGCGGUGCUGGAGCACAUGGAGGAGCUGCAGGAGCACGUCAGCCAGUUGACGGAGAAGCUGCAGGAUGCGGAGAACGACUCCAUGGCCAAGAUAGCGGAGCUGGAGAAGCAGCUGAGCCAGGCGCGGCGGGAGCUGGAGGCGCUGCGGGAGCAGCUGAGCCCGCCGCGGCCGCCCAGCCCGCCGUCCCCGCAGCCGCAGGAGUGCUACCGGCUGGCGCUGGAGCGGCGGCUGGCGGAGCUCGAGGAGAAGGGGCUGGUGCAGAUCCUGCGUGGGCCCGACGGAGACGUCGCCAUCGAAAUUGUCCCCGUUGUCAUAGAAACCCCCGCAGCCCCCGUGGUUGCUGGAGAGGCCACCGCCACCACCGCCACCACACCCACCUGCACAGAUGCUCCGGCUCUGGCUCCAGCCCCACCGCCCCCACCAGCACCUCCACCACCCCCGCCCCCGCUCCCGGGGGGACCGGAGGGCCCCGUGCCCCCCCCUCCACCGCCCCCACCCCUCGGUGGAGAGCUCCCGGCCGGGCCCGGUGCCCCCCACACCGCCAAUGGCUCAGUGAAGGUGAAGAAGCCCAUCCAGACCAAGUUCCGCAUGCCCGUCUUCAACUGGGUGGCGCUGAAGCCGAGCCAGAUCGAUGGCACCGUYUUCACCGAGCUCAAUGAUGAGAAGGUGCUGCAGGAGCUGGACAUGAGUGACUUYGAGGAGCAGUUCAAGACCAAGGCRCAGGGCCCYGCCCUGGACAUCAGCGCCCUCAAGGCCAAGGCCACGACGAAAGCCCCCAGCAAGGUGACCCUCAUGGAGUCCAACCGGGCCAAGAACUUGGCCAUCACCCUGCGCAAGGGCGGCCGCAGCGUCCAGGACAUCUGCACAGCCAUCGAGACGUACGACCAACAAACCCUGAGCCUCGACUUCCUGGAGCUGCUGCUGCGCUUCCUGCCCACCGAGUACGAGCGGACGCUGAUCGGGAAGUUCGAGAAGGAGCAGCAGCCGCCGGAGGAGCUCUCGGACGAGGACCAGUUCAUGAUCCGCUUCAGCAAAAUCCCGCGGCUGGCCGAGCGCAUGAACGUCAUGAUCUUCCUGGGCAGCUUCGGCGACACGGCGCAGCUGCUCACGCCGCAACUCAACGCCAUCAUCGCUGCCUCCAUGUCCCUCAAGUCCUCCAGCAAACUGCGCCACAUCCUCGAGAUCGUCCUGGCCUUCGGGAAUUACAUGAACAGCAGCAAGCGUGGAGCUGCCUAUGGCUUCCGGCUGCAGAGCCUCGACGCGCUCCUGGAGAUGAAGUCCACAGACCGCAAGCAGACGCUGCUGCAUUACCUGGUGCGGGUGAUCAUGGAGAAGUACCCRGAGCUCACUGGCUUCCACACCGAGCUGCACUUCCUGGACAAGGCAGGCACAGUGUCCCUGGAKGGCGUCCUGCAGGACGUGCGGAGCCUGCAGCAGGGCAUGGAGCUGACCCGCAGGGAGUUCAUGAGACAGGACGACAGYCCCGUGCUCAAGGACUUCCUCAAGGUCAAUUCAGAGGUGAUGGAGAAGCUGCAGGCUGACAGCAAAACUGCCAAGGAGGCCUAUGAGUCAGCUGUGGAGUAUUUCGGGGAGAACCCCAAGACCAGUCCCCCCACCACCUUCUUCCCCAUGUUCAUGCGCUUCAUCAAAGCCUACAAGAAAGCAGAGCAGGACAUCGAGCUGUGGAAGAAACAAGAGGCUGCGGCCAAAGAGGCAGAAUCCGUCUCCCCCGGCAGCGAGCAGCCACCCGAGGUGAAGCUGCCCGUCCAGAAGGCCAGGAGGCAGCAGAUGGACAUGAUUGCUGAGCUGAAGAAGAAGCAGAUGGUGAAGGAGCCGCUCAUCUACGAAGGCAAAGAUGGGGCCAUCGAGGAUAUAAUUUCAGAUCUGCGGAAUAACCCGUACCGCCGUGGGGACAAGGCCCGCGGCAGCGCCAAGAAACGGGCGGCGGGGCAGAGCCUGCAGGCSACGCCGGACAUCGCUCUGUGACCGGCGCCGGCCGUGCAGCUCCAGGAGCGGGGCAGGACCGUCCUCCCGCCGCAGACGGGACCGSGGGAUGGCCGUCCCUGAGUCCGGGGCCGGGCGGGGUGGAGGGACAGUGCCCGCUCCGAGCUGCUCCAGCCGCUUAACGCGCCAGCUCUUCCCUGCCGGCCUGGGGUCCGGCACCGGCACCCCCGGCGCUUGCUUGGCGAUACCCCUGAGCUCCUCUUCCCCAGGCUGGCAGGGCUGGAGGGCCCUCCUGGCUACGGGCAGGGAGCGGGGAGCACGGAAAGGGCCCCGAUUUGUCCUGGGAGGAAAAGAGGAGCUGCCCCAUCCYUCACCCGGCGCUGCUCCCUCGCUCKCCGGCCGCGGGUCCAGCCCUGCGCCCCGGCGUGUCCCGCUCCUCAGCUUGCUGGUGCCUUCGAUCGCCGCUGCGGGAGGGGAGGGGGUGUCAGCCAGGGCCACAGCGGUCCCCGCACAUCUCCCCCGCUUCCCUCGGCCCCGCAGAGCCACCCGAGCCCCGCGUUCUCCUGCGCUGCAGAGCCAGCGAGGAGCUGCAGAGCUCCCACCCCGGGCACCUCCCGGCCGCAGGGGCUGGCAGCGGUGCUAUUUUACAGGAUUUUAUAAGUCUUCCUUCAAAUUCCUCUGUGCUGCGGCAGCAGGGAUUGGAACGCCCCCGUGCAGGGUGUCCCCAAGGCUGUGGCGAGCAGCGCUGGGCUCUUCCUCGCCGCAGGGGAGGCUCCGUAGCUGCGACAAUCGGCAGCAGGGACGAGUCUCUGCGAGGUGGCGGCACCUCCGCCCGCCUGCGUCCCCAGCAACCAUCCGCCCUGUCGGGGCUGGAGCCUCUGGGGUGAACCGGGGGGUCUCCCGGUUUUGUGGGGUGGGAUACGCAGGAGAUGYCGGCAGCCUCCAACCCCGCAACAGCCGGGGUCCCAAAGGCUGCGGGGUCCCUGCUGCCACCAGGCAAAAGCCCGAGAGCCGCCCGGACCCGAUUGUCGCUCCCUCCCCUGCCCCGCUGCCGCUGAGUAACCCCGACCCCGCUGUGCCGCAAUUAAACCGCUCCGUGCAUUUACUUCAUUAAACGGUCCCGAUGCGAGGACGCGCCCCUGUCCCUUCCCCUGUCCCUUCCCCUGUCCCUUCUCGCUCAUCUCAGCUUUAGCCAGAGCAGCCGCUGCUUCCUGCUGUAUUUAAGCCGCUUCAGCGCCGGCUCCGCGCCCGGGGAGGGAUGGGAAAUGAAUGUGUAACUUAUAAAUGCCUUUAAGCCAGAAAUGUAAACCAUUAACUGCUCAUUUGUAUACAUUAUUUUUAUAUACUGAAGGCCUGUUUAAUCUAAAGCAGAACUGGUAAUAAAAUGUCUCAGAGGAUAAAG
Molecule: messenger RNA, 4561 nt
Organism: Malurus melanocephalus (red-backed fairy wren)
Lineage: Eukaryota; Metazoa; Chordata; Aves; Passeriformes; Maluridae
Gene: FMNL1
Product: formin like 1
Exons: 28
Coding region: 1-3201 (1066 amino acids)
Biological process (GO): regulation of cell shape; cell migration; cortical actin cytoskeleton organization
Cellular component (GO): cytosol
Molecular function (GO): small GTPase binding; actin filament binding
Source: RefSeq, a predicted model, not a curated record